This is a messenger RNA of Puccinia graminis f. sp. tritici CRL 75-36-700-3, 1461 nucleotides long. RefSeq lists its product as uncharacterized. Bases 1 to 1461 code for a protein of 486 amino acids. The transcript has 2 exons. Lineage: Eukaryota; Fungi; Basidiomycota; Pucciniomycetes; Pucciniales; Pucciniaceae. The record is from RefSeq and is a predicted model, not a curated record.
AUGAAUAUCCCUGAAUGGGAGAAAUCACUAACAGAAGCGAACUUAAGAAACGAGUACCAAGAUGUACUCGACGGCUUCAAGUUUGGCUUUGACCAAGGCAUCCCGCAUCACUCAGUCGGUCAAGUCCAAUGGGGCGGUAGUGAACGAGACGGCUCGGUCAGGCCGAUAAACGACCUAAGCUACCCGAAAAACCGCAAAAAUCAGCCAUCAGUAAACUCCUUUGUGAACAAAGAUGACUUUACGACGACCUGGGACGACUUCAACAAGGUCUCACGGUUUUUUAGGAACUUAGACGAACCGGUACAGCUGGCGUUAUUUGACUGGGAAAAAGCGUACCGACAGAUCCCGACAGCCAUGGACCAAUGGCAAUACCUGAUGGUCCAGGAUUUCAACGGAAACUUACUCUUAGAUACACGGAUAACCUUUGGAGGAGUCGCCGGCUGCGGAUCCUUUGGCCGGCCAGCCGACGCAUGGAAAGACAUCAUGCUACAUUACUUCGACCUGAUUACCAUAUUCAGAUGGGUAGACGACAACUUAUUCGUCAAGAGUAUCGACUGUCGAACAAGCAUGGACGAUAUAGUCAAGAAAUCGACCGACCUAGGAGUCCUUACGAACACCACAAAGAACUCCCCUUUUCGAGACGAACAAAAAUUCAUCGGAUUCAUUUGGAACGGCGUAGAAAAGACAGUGCGCCUACCGAAGGAAAAGAUACUUAAACGGAUAUCUCAGGUCGAAGAGUUCUUAGAAAUUGGACGACUGGCAACAUACACGGACAUAGAGAUACUGGUAGGGCGACUAAACCACGUAACAUACAUACUGCCUCAACUCAGGUGCUAUCUAUGCGCGCUGUACGCCAUGCUAUGCGGAUGGAUAUUCCGAGAACGCUCUAGACCUUUAUCACCCGACGCUCUCCAAGACCUGUCGAUUUGGAACGAAACUCUUAGAAGUUUUGACAAAACGAGGCUCAUUAGGGCUCGAGGCGCAACAGAAAUCGGCUGGGUAGGAGACGCCAGCACAAGUUUCGGCAUCGGAGUCAUCAUCGGAUCAUUGUGGGCACAAUUUAAGCUCAAAAAGGGAUGGAGAAAGGUAGGCCAAUCCGUUCGCGGAAUUGCCUGGUUGGAAACAGUGGCGGUACGCUUAGGACUUAUGAUGCUGAAAGUGAUAGGGUUCCAGAAAGGUAAAACAUUCAUUGUAUGGACGGACAACACAACAUCAGAAGGAGUAAUCAAGCACAGGAAGUCCCAUGACGAGUCAGUCAACUCGGAAUGGAAGGUGAUACAGAACUUCCUUAUAGAGAACGACAUUGACAUCGUCGCAAAGAGAAUCCCCUCAGCUCUAAACAGAGCAGACAAGUUGUCUAGAGGAAUAAGAACAGAUAGAAUGGUGUACGACGAGAUUGAUGUAGAAGUUCCCCUAGACCUAAACGGUUCGUUGUUUCAGGUUUUAGGCGUCGAACUAUAG